Messenger RNA from Mucor mucedo, 1232 nucleotides. RefSeq lists its product as uncharacterized. Lineage: Eukaryota; Fungi; Mucoromycota; Mucoromycetes; Mucorales; Mucoraceae. The transcript has a single exon. The coding region runs from base 70 to 1158 and encodes 362 amino acids. Gene Ontology annotation, molecular function: oxidoreductase activity; FMN binding. The record is from RefSeq and is a predicted model, not a curated record.
UAAUAUAAAUAGGAUCAGUUCUUUUCUUUUUAAUUUCGUGAUUAUUACCUAUUGCUUCAUUCUAAAAUAAUGUCUACUCCAGCUCUCUUUUCUCCUAUCAAGAUUGGUAAAAAUCAACUCGAACAUCGUGUUGUGCUUGCACCUUUAACUCGUUUCAGAGCUGAUGAAAAUGCCGUACCUACUGAUCUCCAAGUCGAAUACUAUGCUCAACGUGCCACAAAGGGUGGUCUUUUAAUUACUGAAGCUACUUUCAUCACUCACAAAGCCGGUUCUUACCCUCACGCCCCUGGUAUUUACUCACAAGAUCAAAUUGCUGGCUGGAAAAAGGUGACCGAUGCUGUUCAUGCCAAGGGCGGUGUUAUUUAUCUUCAACUCUGGCACAUUGGUCGUGCUGCUAUGUCUGCUCACAUUGGUGAACAACCUGUCUCUUCUUCCGAUAUUGCCAUUACAGGUGUUAACCUUUUAGGUCUUCCUCAAGAAAAACCUCGUGCUCUUUCUAUCCCCGAGAUGAAGGAUCUUCUUCAAGAUUACCGUCAAGCUGCUUUAAAUGCCAUCGAGGCUGGCUUUGACGGUGUAGAGAUCCAUUCUGCUAAUGGUUAUCUCCUUGAUCAAUUCAUCAACACUUCUUGUAACAACCGUACUGAUAUCUACGGUGGUUCUAUCGAAAACAGAUGUCGUUUCCCAUUGGAAGUUGUUGAUACUGUUGUUGAAGCUGUAGGUGCUGAACGUACCGCUAUUCGUUUCUCUCCUUGGUCUGAAUUCCAAGACAUGAAGGAUGAUACACCUUAUGAGACUUGGGGUUACUUGUGUAAAUCUCUUCAAGAGAAGCACAGUGAUUUGGCUUUUGUUGAUUUCAUCGAGCCUCGUGCUGAUUUCUGUGUCGAUGACUAUACCAAGCAAGCUGAUACUCUCGAACCUUUCCGUCAAACCUGGAAGGGUCCCAUGAUCUCUGCCGGUGGAUUUACUUUCAAUACCGAAAGAGCCUUUGAGGUUGCUGAAAAGACUGGUAACAUGAUUGGUUUCGGUCGUCUCUUCAUCGCUAACCCUGAUCUCGUUGAGCGUCUUCGUAACGGCUGGCCAUUAAACAAGUAUAACCGUGAUACCUUUUACACCAACUCCGCUGAAGGUUAUACCGAUUAUCCCUUCUACAAGAACUAAUCUUUUUCACAAACGCAACCUAGACAUUCCAUUUUAAUAUUAUAUUGUAAAUAAAAUAUUUUUUUUUUCGCAAU